CCUAUUUCACAUCCAGCGAUGUGAUGGUGCUAGAGACGUGCCUUUGUGCACGAACAAAGCCAUUUUUUUAGAUGGCGAGGUAGUCGGACUGUCUUUUUAUAGUAAUGAUAAGGGGUUGAUUUUUCGUUAUUUCUGUUAUUUACGUUAAACGAGAGUAAAAAUGCGAGGCCGCGUGACAGGCCAGGCCAUGGAGCUGUUGGGCUGCGGCGGCUCCAAGAUCAAGAUGACCCGGCUCUUUCUGUCCCCUUCAGCCAGAGCACUCGCGCCACAGUCGGCUGGAGGACAUGGCAUCGACAGAAGAUUUCGGUCUACAUCGUCCAUGUCCGGUCACACGGAACUGGCUCGGGAGAGGUCCAAAACCGUCACGUCUUUUUACAACCAGUCUGCCAUCGAUGCAUCUGCCGAGAAGCAUUCUGUCAGACUCACACCAGCCACUAUGCUGUAUGCAGGGAAGUCUCCUGAUGGACAACAUAUCCUGAGCAGUGCCAAGUACCUACACAAAGAGCUGCCUGUCCGUAUUGCUCAUCGCAUCAAGGGUUUUCGCAGCCUGCCCUUCAUUAUUGGCUGCAACCCAACCAUUCUCCAAGUGCACGAGCUUUAUAUCAGGGCCUACCAUAUGCUGAGUGACUUCCCCGCUAUAAAAGACCAGGAGACUGAAGCUCACUAUAGCAAGCUUGUUAAACAGCUCCUUGAUGACCACAAAGAUGUUGUCACAUUGCUAGCUGAGGGAUUCAGGGAAUGUCGUAAACACAUUGUGGAUGAAACUCUGGUUCGUAAUUUCUUGGACACAACCUUGACAUCUCGUCUGGGCAUCCGAAUGCUGGCCACACACCACAUCGCCCUGCAUGAGGAAAAUCCUGAUUUUGUAGGCAUCAUAUGCCGACGCCUUUCCCCUAAAAAGAUAAUCGAGAAGUGGGUUGAUUUUGCUCGACGGCUCUGUGAGCAUCAGUACGGGAACUCGCCACGUGUUCGCAUCAAUGGCCAUGUGGCGGCCCGCUUUCCCUUCAUUAUACUGCCGCUGGACUAUAUCCUGCCCGAGCUGCUGAAGAAUGCUAUGAGAGCCACCAUGGAGAGUCACUUGGACACCCCUUACAAUGUGCCUGAUGUGGUGGUCACCAUCGCAAACAAUGACACUGACUUUGUCAUAAGGAUCUCAGAUCGUGGUGGUGGGAUUCCUCACAGCAUUCUGGAUAAGGUGAUGGAUUACCACUUCAGCACAGCUGAACAGAGUACACAGGAUCCACGCAUGAGCAAUCUUUUCGACAACAUUACCAACAGCGGUCCACAAUCUGGACCCAUGCACGGGUUUGGCUUUGGUCUGCCUACAUCUCGAGCAUAUGCAGAGUACUUGGGAGGUUCCUUGACCAUCCAGUCGAUGCAGGGCAUUGGCACUGACGUUUACCUGCGUCUUCGGCACAUCGAUGGCAAAGGAGAGAGCUUCAGAGUUUGAUGCCAUGGCUUAUUCAAUGGAGUCGGUCAGUUUUAGUGGUGGAAGGUGAACCGAAACCAGAAAGUUCCACUGUUAUUACUUCACUCACAUUACCCACCAAACUCUUUUGCCUUUUGCACUUCAUCUGCAUCACUUUUUGGAUCAGGUUUUCUGCAGUCUGUGGGCAUCAUGCUUAAAUGUUGUGAACAGUCACAACUUUGGGAUUGCACUGCAUAUAAUGUGUUUUAAUUCACUGUGAUUUAAAAAGAUGAAAAAAAUAAAUGUCCAGCCUUAAGAAUGCUAGAUGGUUCCGCAUGUUACCAUCCAAAUGUAAACAAGUGGGAUGAGACUCCUUACACUCCAGUAACUGAUAGAAGAUGCCGUCAACCCUCUAUGACUUAAAUUCUCCAGAUCGCAAAGUACCGGUUUCCCUUCAGAAUUAUGAGUGAAAUGUUUGGACUCUUUUAAGGACAUGUCGUCCUGUUAGUUCUCAAAAGAACACAAGAGUGGGUGCAGAAAGUUUUUUUUUUUUUUUUUUUUUUUUUUAGUAAUCUUCUAUUGACUCUGAAUUGAAGUCUACUGCCUUACAGAAAAGACUGAUUCAAAAUAUGUUGACUUGCUUCACACCAGUCUGGUGUUCAGUUAUGAUAGUUUAACAUUUCACAUUAACCAUACGAGCUUAUGGGUUUGCUGUAUAUUUCAUGCUUGAAAUGGUAUGAUGAAAGAAAGGCUCAUGGGGUUAUUAGCACAAUAUAGCAAAAUAUAAAUCAUUCUUUAAAUUUCUUGUUUGACAUUCUGUACAGCAAACAGUGUUUAUAGUGAUGUUAAUAUUAAAAUGAAUGCAUUUGUACAUCCUGCUCCACUGUUGAUUUGGCCUCUCAAUGGGCUUCGAGUUCAUGUUCCAAAAGGAUGCCAAAAUUAGAAAAACUGACUGAUGAUAAGCUUUGCUUACCAGAAUUAGUUUUUCUCGAAAUAGUUUUUCACUUUUGUGAUUGAACUGCUAAAAGAUUUAGGUUAUUUCAUGCUCAUUUCAACAAUAGUGCAAGUGAUUCAUAACUGGUCUUGUGUCUACGGUUUUGUUUUCUCCUUUUGAAAUGAAUCAAGCCAGUGAUUUUUAGGAAAGCCCUAGUGUAUGCUAUGCUCAUUUUCUGUACUCAAGUGCUGCGGAUUUCUUGCACAAGUUAGCCCUCUACUGGUACAUUCAGAGCAUUAACUAUGACUUUACACAAAGCUAAUGAUAGAGAAUCGGGGUAUGAAAUGCAAACAGACAAAUGUGCACAUACUGCAUUAACAUUAAUUCCUUUUGAUUUAAAAAAAAAAAAAAAAAAGCCAAAUUUGGCAUGGGGCACCCAGAAUGUUUGUUUUUGUUUUUCUUCUGGAUGUUGAGUUUGUAUUUCAUAGAUGCCAAAUGUGCAAAGUUUUUUCAGGCAUUAUUAAAUUCUGAAUGAGAACA
This is a messenger RNA of Xyrauchen texanus (razorback sucker), 2882 nucleotides long. Its product is annotated as 3-methyl-2-oxobutanoate dehydrogenase [lipoamide] kinase, mitochondrial-like. The record is from RefSeq and is a predicted model, not a curated record. Gene Ontology annotation, biological process: regulation of glucose metabolic process; protein phosphorylation. The transcript has 11 exons. The coding region runs from base 161 to 1450 and encodes 429 amino acids. Gene Ontology annotation, molecular function: pyruvate dehydrogenase (acetyl-transferring) kinase activity. Lineage: Eukaryota; Metazoa; Chordata; Actinopteri; Cypriniformes; Catostomidae. Gene Ontology annotation, cellular component: mitochondrion.